Molecule: messenger RNA, 264 nt
Organism: Parnassius apollo (apollo)
Lineage: Eukaryota; Metazoa; Arthropoda; Insecta; Lepidoptera; Papilionidae
Source: the annotation of a GenBank genome assembly
AUGAAACUAUGGCCCACUAAUCCUCUCCGCUCUCCACUGUCGUGCCACGUGUCCUGCACAGUGUGCGAGCGAGAUAUUGCAACACUAGUUUACUUAUCGUUACUUGACUCUGGCUUGUAUACUGACUUCUGGAAUUCGCUCAAUCGACAACUUGGCUUUGAUAUACGAUCUUGGGUACAUCACUCUAGGAUUGAAAUUUUAUCACCAGUGCUGCUUCUAAACGAAAGGAAACCAUUAUCAAGAUUAAUUUUUAAUAUAAAUUAA